Molecule: messenger RNA, 1515 nt
Organism: Cordyceps fumosorosea ARSEF 2679
Lineage: Eukaryota; Fungi; Ascomycota; Sordariomycetes; Hypocreales; Cordycipitaceae
Product: Protein phosphatase 2C
Exons: 2
Coding region: 1-1515 (504 amino acids)
Biological process (GO): protein dephosphorylation
Molecular function (GO): protein serine/threonine phosphatase activity; cation binding
Source: RefSeq, a predicted model, not a curated record
AUGUAUCGAUGCAGUCCCGCCACUCGGCGGCUGCUCACCGCCCCCCACGCACGCAACACCCCCCCCCUUCGCCUGCUGCCCAGCCUCGCCCGCACCCAGCCGUACUCCAGCAAUGCCGGCAGCGGUGACGGGCCCGGCUUCACCCGCCGCACGCGCUUCAUCGGCCUCGCCGUGGCCGGCGGCGCCCUCCUGUGGUACGUCUCGCGCAAGCGGCGCGUCGCCGUGGCCGAGCGCCACCGUCAACGCGGCCGCCGCGACAACGAGCUGCCCGAGGUCUCCGGCGCCGACGCGGACGGGCCGCCCGGGUCGCCGGUGAAGGUGGUGGACUGGGCGGAGGUGGCGGGUCGGAUCCGUCAGCAGGCAACGUCAUUCCGGUUUGACGGCCACGGAGGCGCGAGGGGACGCAUCGACGCGGUGCGCUUCGAGAGCAACUGCCCGACCGAGGACCGGUGGGCGGUGGGCGUCGGCGAGGGCGUCGGGGGCGCCAAGACGGUCUACGCGGGUAUUUAUGAUGGACACGCCGGCUGGGCCUGCGCCGAGGUGCUCCGCAACAAGCUCAUCCCGUACGUGUCGGCGAUGCUGGCCCCGCUCGCGCCCGACGCCGCCGGCGACGCCGUCGACACGGCCAUCCAGCAGGCCUUCUGCCGUCUCGACGACCAGAUCAUGGCCGCCGGCCGCGCCGCCGUCACCGACACCACCUCCCCCGUCGACGCGGCCGCCAUGUCCGCGCUCGCACCCGCCAUCGCCGGCUCCUGCGCGCUCAUGGCCGUCUACGACACGCAGACCUCCACGCUCCGCACCGCCGUGACCGGCGACUCCCGCGCCGUACUCGGUUCCUGGUCGUCCGCCACCGGCACGCACGCGGCCAGCGCGCUGUCCGCGGACCAGACGGGCUUCAACGCGGACGAGGUGGCGCGGCUGGACGCGGCGCACCCCGGCGAGAAGAGCGCCAUCCUGGACGACAAGACGGGGCGGCUGAUGGGGCUGGCGGUGACGCGCGCGUUUGGCGAUCAUCGGUGGAAGUACGAGCAGGCGCUGGUGGAGCGGCUGCAGAAGCGGUUCGCCGGGUACGCGCCGCGCAAGGCCAGCGCGACGCCGCCGUACCUGACGGCGCGGCCGGAGGUGACGACGACGCGCGGGGUCAAGGGGGAGGACUUCGUGGUGAUGGCGUCGGACGGGCUGUGGGACGUGAUUUCCAACGAGGACGCGGUGGCGUGCGUGGCGCAGUGGCUGCAGGCGCGGAAGGGGAGGAAGGGGAACAAGGGAGGGCAGGUGGUGAGGGAGGCGAACUGGAAGUAUGAUGAGGAGGGGUGGGCGAGCUACAAGGCGACGCCGGAGUACUUUGCGGUUGGGGAGGACUUGGAUAAUGCGGCGGUGUGUUUGUUGAGGAACGCGCUGGGAGGGACGAGGAGGAGCAUCGUGCAGGGGCUGGUGACGACGACGACGCCGUUGAGUCGAAGCGUGCGCGAUGACAUUACCAUUCAGGUCAUCUUCUUCAAGGAUCCGUACGAGUGA